UGCAUUGAUUACUGGAGACGAUGUAACGUGCGUGAAGACUGUAUGCUCUCCACCGAUGAACUCUACUGUGAGGAAGAACUGAAGCUGUUUGACAUGCAUUUUCUCCGUCGGCUGAGCUACAAGAGCAUCAUAAGGAAUUUUACAGUGGAGAAUUCUCUCGAGUGCGCCAAGGCAUGCGUCAGGACGAGAAAGCCGAUGAAAUGUGGAGCUUUCGACACGGUUGUUGGGCUGAACGACACUCGGAAUUGCUCGCUGGGUGUUGAAGCAUACUCUAUCAAGGAAUUAACUCAUGAAGAAGCCGAGGAGGCCGGGGUAUCCCACUUCACCUACAGAUUCUACCCAGAAGUCGGAGAGGACGAGAUAACAUAUCACAUCGGGAUGCUCAUUUCACCGAGCACCACUCGCAACUCCGACCAAGUCAAAUUCGUCUGGAACCUCAACCUGGAUGCCCCCGACUCCAACACCAUCGUCUUUACCGUCAUGAGUGUGAAGUCGUGGACAGAAGACUGCAGUAAACUUGGAAAGAGGGGCAUGCUGAUUGUAAAACCAGCAAAAAGUAGGAAGCGAAAGAAGAACAGGGAAAGGGCUGCUGAGGAACCCGACAGCAUUAACACAUGUCUGUCAGAGCUCACGAAAGGCGACAAGUUGCGAUUCCAUAGUCUUAAGGCUAAAGUGGUCUUCUACACUACCCAUCUUCGUAAAUAUGCGCUCACUCUCGAGUAUGAACCAGAAUACAACUGCACUAAGACGAUAAUGUCCCCAGGUACCCUAAAGUCCCCGAAGUACCCCGGUAAAUACCCACCUUCUCUUGAGUGCAGGUGGCACUACAAGGCGUUGCCUGGAAACGUCAUCAAUGUUCAGAUGCGCGAUUUCAUGGUCGAGAAGGUACCCGAUUGCGAGUUUGACUACGUUCAGAUAUUUGAUGGGAAUACGACGGAGGCUACUCAGUUGACCGAGAAACGAUGUGGCUUUGAAUGGACAGACAUUAUCACGUCAACCAGUAAUCAAAUCCUCGUCGUUUUCGUCUCAGAUUCUGAGGUCAUGAAGACGGGCUUCAACGCUCUAGUCACAUUCGAACGAAGCACCGGCUCAAGACGGAGAGGACAGCGACUGACUGCAGGCGACACGGGCGACUCUGUGAAGGACUCGAACUUCGUGUUUUAUAGCCUUUGGGGGACAGCCGCUUUCGCUUUCGUUGUAAUCACUAUACUGGGCAUUGUAUGCUACAUGUUGAAGAAACGCCUGAAUGCAGCAAACGCCCUGGUUAGUACCUUCAAGAGGAACAACAUCGUCUUCGAUUCUCACUGAAAGCGUGAAGUCAAAGGCUUAUACUCUUGAAGGUGGACUAGUUUAAAACUUUGUUUAACUUGGUCCACUUGAUGUAUGGAGCGCCAAGUGUAAAGAUCUUUA
This is a messenger RNA of Strongylocentrotus purpuratus (purple sea urchin), 1410 nucleotides long. RefSeq lists its product as uncharacterized. Lineage: Eukaryota; Metazoa; Echinodermata; Echinoidea; Camarodonta; Strongylocentrotidae. Bases 43 to 1308 code for a protein of 421 amino acids. The transcript has 6 exons. The record is from RefSeq and is a predicted model, not a curated record.